This is a messenger RNA of Telopea speciosissima, 493 nucleotides long. RefSeq names its product protein PLANT CADMIUM RESISTANCE 10. The record is from RefSeq and is a predicted model, not a curated record. Bases 44 to 478 code for a protein of 144 amino acids. The transcript is spliced from 2 exons. Lineage: Eukaryota; Viridiplantae; Streptophyta; Magnoliopsida; Proteales; Proteaceae.
UUUUGUUUUUGAUCUUUUUCUUUCUCCCCUUCCCCAGAAGAAAAUGAAAAGUCAGGGAAGUUAUGUACCACCAGUCUACAUUCCAUUGAGUCGGUCAGAUACAGAAGCAGAGAUUUUUCCGCAGAAUGAUGAACUUCCUCCUCGUCAUACAAGCGAGAAUCCUGCACAGUGGUCUUCUGGGAUCUGUGCUUGCUGUGAUGAUAUGCAGAGCUGUUGUAUUGGUCUUUUUUGUCCUUGCUUCCUGUUUGGAAAGAAUGCAGAGUUUUUGGGUUCUGGGACUUUGAUCGGAUCAUGCAUGACCCAUUUCAUUUUGUGCGGUGUUGUCAAUGCUCUCUGUUGCCUGUUGACUGAAGGCAUUUUCUUAGGGUUACCAGGAUGUGUAGUCGCAUGCUAUGCUUGUGGAUACCGCAGAGCUCUACGGUCAAAGUAUAAUCUGCAGGUGCAAAAUUGUUCUCAACCCACCCCCCCUCCCAAAUGAAAAGUGAAAAAAAAU